CACAUACAAAUGUCCGCCCCCUCGUCCUCCAUCCCGCAGCGCCUCUGGGCCGCCCAGAUCCCCCUGCACAUCACUCACCGGUCCGCGCCCUCGUCGACGCCCCUGAUCACGAGCGUCCCGCGCUUCAGCUACCUGUCGCUGCUGCUGCCGCGCCUCUCGGCCUACUUCGGCGCCCCCUGCUCCAGCUUCCACUUCGAGGACGUGCAGCUGAGGAACCUGGCCGUGGGGCUGCUGGCCGACCUGUACGCCCCGAGCCUGCCCUGGCGCCUCGUCGUGGAUGACGGGGUGGCGUGGGAUAUUGGGGAUACCUUUCUGAAUAGCGUCAAGGAGGCCGACUUCGUCCGCUACGGCAACGCCAACCAAAUCAUGAAAAUGUCCAAAGAACACACCACCCAGCUCUGGAACUCCGUCAUCGACAACGACUACGCCGCCUUCUCCAAGAUACACACCCGCCUGCUCAACGCCCCGGCCACCCUCAAGCACGCCCCCAUCCGCAUCUACAUCCCCUCGAGCCCGAGCCCCCCAAACGCAAACGCCAGCGGCGGUGGUGCUGGAUCUUUCAGAAUCGUCCAGGCCCUGGUCCCCGUCGUCACGCCAGACCGCAAGCCGAAGCUGCUGGGGCAGGCCCUCAAGGACCUCAUGCCCGCGCUCUUCCCCAGCAGUCGAGAUCCCGUGCUGGCGAGCGUCGUGCUCCACGGCGUGCCGGCGCCUUUCAACGCUCCCUUGGGGGAGAUGAUGAGGGAGGCCGCAUACCCUGAUGGCUGGCUUUGCUUCGUUGUUGUCGUCUGAGGG
This is a messenger RNA of Trichoderma citrinoviride, 792 nucleotides long. RefSeq lists its product as hypothetical. The transcript is spliced from 3 exons. The coding region runs from base 10 to 789 and encodes 259 amino acids. Gene Ontology annotation, cellular component: cytoplasm; phagophore assembly site membrane; Atg12-Atg5-Atg16 complex. NCBI's taxonomy places the organism in Eukaryota, Fungi, Ascomycota, Sordariomycetes, Hypocreales, Hypocreaceae. The record is from RefSeq and is a predicted model, not a curated record. Gene Ontology annotation, biological process: C-terminal protein lipidation; autophagy of mitochondrion; cellular response to nitrogen starvation.